Adineta steineri is the source of this 1608-nucleotide messenger RNA. Lineage: Eukaryota; Metazoa; Rotifera; Eurotatoria; Adinetida; Adinetidae. The record is from the annotation of a GenBank genome assembly.
AUGUUAAGUGAAGAUCGUUCAAUAUCAACGGCUAAUGCAUUGGCUCGUUGGUUUCAAUCAUUUCAAUCUGAUAUUAACAUCGAUGGAGAUAAUUUACAUUGUUUAACAUCAAAUUCGAAUUUACAAGAUAUUUGGUUAAAAAUAAUUCGACAUUGUCAUCCAAUUGAUUAUGUCAAAAAAGUAAAAGAAACAAUACAAAUUGCAGAAUUAAAAGAACGUCAUCCAGAUCGUUGGGAACAACAUAAAAAUGCUCAAAUUCAACAAGGACAAAUUGAACAAAGAAUUAAUCUUCGUUUACGUGAAAUUUAUUCAGCACGGUCAGAACAAUCAACAAAUAUUUUUAAUGAAUUAAAUCGUGUUCAAACAAUGAUUAAUGAUGAAUAUAUUCUUAUAUCUUCACUUAAUAAACAACUUCAAAUUUAUCGUCAAUUAGUUUCUUAUUUAAGUGAAUUAGUACAAUAUAAAGAACAAUUAAAUUUAUUAACAUUUACAAAUCAAACAAAUCAACAAGAAUUGAUUCGAGAAUUACUUAAUACAAAAACUUUAUUAACAGGAAAAUUUCAACAAUCAGUUAAUUUAAAUGAUUUAUGUUCGAAUAUGAAUACAUUUAUUCAACAACGAAUUAAUCAAUUCAGUAAAAUCCAGAAAGAUGAACAAGAAUCAAAUUCAACUAUUAUCGAAAGUUAUGAAGAAGCAUUGACAAAAACAAAUUUAGAUUUCACUAAACAAUUUAUACAUUUGGCAAAUAUUCGUAUGGAAUGUAGUAAACUUCGUAAUCGUCUUGAAGAUAGCAAACGAGAAGUUUUAUCUCGUCGUGCAUCAAAUGAACAAACUCAAUUAAUGUCUAUUCUUGAUGCAAUGAUUGCAAGUAAAUCAGUUGAAGUUCAUAUAAAUUUUUUAAAGAAGAAAGUUCAAACAGAACUUGAACAAAUAAAAAAAUUCGAUGAAAAACCAAUAUUACGUAUUCAUCAACAAAUAACUGAACAACGAAAUGAACUUAAUCGAAUUGAUAAUCAAUUAAAUAAAAUAAUUCAAGAAAAUCCUUUAGAAAAAUUAGAAAAACUUGAAUUAAAAAUUCGUGAUUAUAUUCGACUUAUUAAUGAUCUUCCACGAUAUUUUCAUUCAUUAAAUAUAAUGCAUUUAUCAUUAUCAAAUGAUCUUCGUUCGAAUUUAUUAACGUGGCCAAUUGAAGAAUUUUCUCGAAUUAAUUUAAUCAAUAAUUCAAUUGAAUCUCCUCCAAUAUCAUUAGUACCUAUUCCAACACAAACUCCACCAACACCAUUAACUUCACUUAAACAAUUACUUGGAAUUCGAACACAAGAUACAAUAGUGCUUGAACCACCAUUAACAGAAGAUUAUUCAUUAAAAGAAGAAAAUCAACGUUGGGAUAUUGAUGUAAAUGAAAAUGAUGAAAUAUUAAUUAAAAAAUUUCCAUUAAUAUCAUCAAUUAAUUGGGAUAUUUUAACAAAUGUUGAUAAUCAAAUGGAAGAAGCAUUGAAACAAUGUCAACAAGAUUCUACUCAAUAUGAACAAUUUUUUCAAAAUCUUAUCAAAGAAAUACGAAUCUUACAAUAUGAAUAUACAGAAAAACCGGCUUUUCGUUCAUGA